ACGCGCUUGGAAGGAGCUUGGGAGCCGCUGGCAUCGCAGGCACCUCGGGUUGAAACGCUGACAGGAGCCAUGAGCUAUUCCACUGGAGCCGACCUGAAGGUCACUGGGAUUGACUUUCUCAAGAGCCAGAACCGCCGGCAGCACCACACGGAUGGGUACAGCACGCAGGAGCUGGUGGUGCGGCGUGGGCAGCCCUUCCUGCUCCAGCUCCGCUUCAGCCGCCCGCUGAGGGCUGCCGACAGGCUGUCGCUGCGCUUCGGCAUCGGCGACAAGCCGAUGAAAACCACGGGGACGCUGAUGUCGCUGAAGCCAAAGCAAGAUCAGGACUUCAGCGGGUGGCAAAUCUCCAUCGUCAAGAACAGUGGCAAUGAGUGCCUGCUGUCUGUCACCAGCUCGCCCAGGUCUCCAGUAGGAAAAUACCACCUGAAUGUGAAGACUGGGCCUAACAUUUAUGAGGCUGCAAAAGAUGCCAUCUACCUUUUGUUCAAUCCUUGGUGUGAAGAUGAUGCUGUUUUCUUGGCUGAUGAGGCACAGAGAAAGGAGUAUGUGCUCAAUGACACUGGCUACAUCUACGUUGGGUCUUCAUACAGCAUAUACGGUAGACCCUGGAAUUUCGGGCAGUUUGAGGAAUUCAUCUUGGAUGCUUGCAUGUAUCUGCUGGACAAAAGCAAACUCAAGCUGAGUGACAGAAGAGAUCCUGUGUCUGUCUCCAGAGCCAUGUCUGCCUUGGUUAAUGCCAACGACGACAGAGGUGUCCUUAUGGGGAACUGGUCAGGGGAGUACAGAAACGGGACCUCCCCUUUGGAUUGGAUCGGGAGCGUCUCCAUUUUGCAGCAGUUCUACAAAACAAAGCUGACAGUCUGUUUUGGUCAAUGCUGGGUCUUCGCAGGAGUCCUCACUACAGUCAUGCGCUGCCUGGGGAUCCCGUCCCGCUGCGUGACCAACUUCAACUCUGCUCACGACACGGAGGAGAACCUGCGAAUCGACACUUACAUCAGCGAGUCGGGAGAAAAGCUCAAGCUCUCCAGCGACUCUGUCUGGAACUUCCAUGUGUGGAGCGACGUGUGGAUGAAGCGGACAGACCUGCCAGCAGGGUUCGAUGGCUGGCAGGCCAUCGAUGCCACCCCUCAGGAGCUAAGCGGAGGUGUUUUCCGGUGCGGCCCGUGCCCGCUGAAGGCCAUCCGAGAAGGGGAUGUGUAUGUGCCCUUUGACAGCAAGUUUGUGUAUGCAGAAGUGAAUGCUGAUGAAGUCUAUUGGCUUGUCAAGAAGGUGAAUGGCAAGAACAAGUACACCAAGGUGAAGACAGAGACCAAAGGCAUCGGCGUCAACAUAAGCACGAAAGCCGUGGGGCAGGACAAGCGGGAAGACAUCACCUGGCAGUACAAGUUCCCUGAAGGCUCCAAAGAGGAAAGGCAGUCCAUGCAGAGAGCUUCCUCCUUCCUGCGCCCUAUGGGAAUGACACCUCGUUCAGCCUUUUCCUCAGUUCUGUCCACAGAUGAAGUAGACUCCAGGGUUGAAGUCCCACGUGAGGUGGUCAGCAAGAGUGGGCUCCAGAUUGAGAUAACCAAGAAAGAAGCUCUGUAUCCUGGAAAUCCCCUUGAGCUGGCCAUCAUUGUGAAGACCUCUACUCCUGGGAGCUGGACCAUCAACCUCGCCGGCUCCUGCCAGCUGCAGUCCUACACUGGGAAAGUUGAGGCCAGCCUCGGAUGUGUCAAGGAGACCAUCAAACUUGAAGGCAAAUCUGAGAUGGAGGUCCCUCUGAAGAUCAAGGCUGAUGACUACAUGAAGGUGCUGCCCUCGGUAGGAGACGAAGUGCUCGUCCAUGUCAACGCCAUUGCUGAGGUCCAGGGCACGGAUGACAAACUCACCAAGGGGACAACAAUGAGCUUCGAGUACCCCCCAAUCACUGUCCAGAUGCCAGAAACAGCUAAACUCAACAAGGAGUUCACCUGUGCCUUCAUCUUCAAGAACAAGCUGAACAUACCCCUGGACAACUGCAAGCUGCUGGUGGAGGGCUUGGGCUUAUUUAAGAUGGCAACAUUUGAUGAAGGGGACGUGCAGCCUGGUAGGAUCAUUAAGUCUGAAGUAAUAUGCACUCCAACAAGACUAGGGGAGAAGAAAAUAGUGGCCAAGCUGACCUCGACCCAGGUUAAAGGGAUCAGUACAGAGAAGGCCAUCACCAUCGUGGAGUAGGCUGGGUGCAAACGGGAGCACCGCUGGGCGUGCAGCACCGCGCUGUGUAAGUCAGAGCAAAGAGCUCAUUAACCUAAGGGAACUCAACUGACUGAAAGGACACCCCUUGUGCUGGUGCCAGUUAAUGGUGGUUCAAUAA
This is a messenger RNA of Colius striatus (speckled mousebird), 2332 nucleotides long. It is a transcript of the gene TGM4, whose product is annotated as transglutaminase 4. Bases 70 to 2193 code for a protein of 707 amino acids. NCBI's taxonomy places the organism in Eukaryota, Metazoa, Chordata, Aves, Coliiformes, Coliidae. Gene Ontology annotation, biological process: peptide cross-linking. The transcript is spliced from 14 exons. Gene Ontology annotation, molecular function: protein-glutamine gamma-glutamyltransferase activity. The record is from RefSeq and is a predicted model, not a curated record.